Salmo salar (Atlantic salmon) is the source of this 1635-nucleotide messenger RNA. RefSeq names its product oxidoreductase NAD-binding domain containing 1 (gene oxnad1). NCBI's taxonomy places the organism in Eukaryota, Metazoa, Chordata, Actinopteri, Salmoniformes, Salmonidae. The record is from RefSeq and is a predicted model, not a curated record. Gene Ontology annotation, molecular function: oxidoreductase activity. Gene Ontology annotation, cellular component: mitochondrion.
UGUAAGGAGUCGUAUGGUGGGAAUCUAUUCUGGCUAAGAACAAUGUUGAGUGUGGCCUGCGCAGUCUCUGCGCAAAUAUGAACCCACGAAAGAGCAGGCUGUCAAUCACUUCCGGGGUCAACAAAUCUUCCACAGGAAGGUUAUCUAACUAACUUGUACAAUGAUGAAGAUCAUAUGAAACAUUCUCAUCACAUUGGUUUCCUCUAUAAAGUUAAGGUGAAGUGACAUCCUAUCGCAAUGAGCGUCCCAUGUCUACUGUCCACGGCUGCUCGAAGCUUCACAUUGCCGGGGGUAUCCGGUGUGCUGCUAAGCCGGUUCCGUGUAUUGUGCCCUUGUUCGAUCACAAGGCAUUUUUGUUGUCUUUUCAGGAAAAUGUCAUCCAGAAGACAAAUGGACCAUCUAGAGAGGACAGCCAGCAACUACAGACAAGAUGGUGUAUAUCCGGCACAGGUAUGUGGCAUCAUGGACGAGUCUGAGACAGUGAAACGCCUUCGGCUAGCUGUCCAUCCAGACUUCACUUUCAGAGCUGGCCAGUGGGUGGACUUCUUCAUCCCUGGUAUGGAGAAGGUAGGAGGAUUCUCUGUGUGUUCCAGUCCAGGUCUGCUGCAGAAAGAGGGUGUCAUCGAGCUGGCUGUCAAAUACACACAACAUCCCCCUGCACACUGGAUACACACCAAGUGCACCAUGGACUCCCAUGUAGCGAUGCGUGUGGGUGGUAACUUUUUCUUUGACCCCCUGCCCUCUGACCCCUCUGUCGACCUGUUGUUGGUGGCUGGGGGCGUGGGCAUUAACCCGCUAUACUCCAUCCUGCUCCAUGCCGCUGACCUGCUACGACAGAACCCCGCUAACGCAGGGAGGGGCUACCACAUAGGCUCCACCCACCUCUGCUACAGUGCCAAGAACACACAGGAGCUGCUCUUCAAGAAAAGCAUCAUAAACGUGUGUAAGGAAUUCCCAGAGAAAUUCUCCUGUGACUUCCACGUCACCGCACAGACCGCAGACAUCAACCAGGAACUCCAACCGUACAUGAACCGUGGGAGGCUGUCAGAGGGGGGGUUGCGUCGCCACGUCGACCCUAACACCACUCUGUGUUACCUGUGUGGCCCUCCACCCAUGAUAGAGAGCGUGGUCCAGACCCUACUCAGCCUAGGCCUAUCCCAGGAAAGGAUACUGUUUGAGAAGUGGUGGUAGUGGGUACUAGAGACAGACCUCUUCAUCAUCUCACCCCGGCCUAACUAUCCCUGCUCUCUCCUCCAGUGCCCAGGAGAUCAGACCAAGCACCUGCCCCCGUUACCAUGGCAACAUGUCAAGGACUAUUGGACCAUAUUUGUUGGGAGCUGCACACAUCAUUUUACAUACGUCUAUACUAGGGCUGUGAAGGCCAGCCAGUGAUUGUCAUGUAUAACUGCCCGUCUCACGGUAGUUGACUGUUAAUUAACAUAAACACAUUUAGCAUCUCCUGGCUUUCACUCAUAGCCUACAAGCCACUGAUGCAGACCGUUGGAACAUCUACACUACCGUUCUAAAGUUUGGGGUCACUUAGAAAGUUCCUUGUUUUUGAAAGAAAAGCAACAUUUUUUUUUUUUGUCCGUUAAAAUAACAUCAAAUUGAUCAGAAAUGCAGUGUAGACAUCAA